AUGGACCACUCGCCAUGGAAGCGAGAGAUGCCUAUGGCCGCACUAAGGACACAGGAGGAUUUGAAGGGCUGGCUCGUAGGUUGUGACAAGGACAUCGGAGGCUUCUCAGAGGCUCAUCUGGAGAUCACCAAGAACGGUACAGGCAAGUCAAGUCGCUUUUAUGGUCAUUUGUCACUGGAUCUUCCCGAGAACGAGGACGUUGAAAAGAGUGGAUAUGCAGGCAUCAGGACAAAGACAAGGCCAGGAUCGGUUUUUGGCACACCUGUCUGGGAUACAUGUCUUUACGAGUACCUUUCGUUAAGAGUCAAGGGCGAUGAGCGGAAAUACUUUGUCAAUCUCCAAACAGAUGGUGUUGUGCCUACGGAUCUGUACCAGCACCGUCUCUUUUUGAAAACGCCCGGCGAGUGGGAGACCGUUUUGAUCCCAUUUAAGGACUUUAUCUUGACAAAUCAGGGCUUUAUUCAGGAGGAUCAAAUCGAGAUUUACAGGGAGAGGGUCAAGAACGUGGGUGUCUCCAUCAUUGACAGGAAAUCAGGCCCUUUCGAGCUGGAGAUUGAAAGCAUCAGCGCUGCCAAUGUCGGACCGGAUCCAAAUGCACCCCAGCCAGAGAAUGAGCACCAUUGA
Molecule: messenger RNA, 624 nt
Organism: Gamsiella multidivaricata
Lineage: Eukaryota; Fungi; Mortierellomycota; Mortierellomycetes; Mortierellales; Mortierellaceae
Product: NADH:ubiquinone oxidoreductase intermediate-associated protein 30
Exons: 4
Coding region: 1-624 (207 amino acids)
Biological process (GO): mitochondrial electron transport, NADH to ubiquinone; mitochondrial respiratory chain complex I assembly
Cellular component (GO): mitochondrion
Source: RefSeq, a predicted model, not a curated record